This is a messenger RNA of Olea europaea var. sylvestris, 1287 nucleotides long. RefSeq names its product novel plant SNARE 11-like. Gene Ontology annotation, biological process: vesicle fusion; retrograde vesicle-mediated transport, Golgi to endoplasmic reticulum. The coding region runs from base 199 to 984 and encodes 261 amino acids. The record is from RefSeq and is a predicted model, not a curated record. Gene Ontology annotation, cellular component: endoplasmic reticulum membrane; Golgi apparatus; ER to Golgi transport vesicle membrane. The transcript has 10 exons. NCBI's taxonomy places the organism in Eukaryota, Viridiplantae, Streptophyta, Magnoliopsida, Lamiales, Oleaceae. Gene Ontology annotation, molecular function: SNARE binding; SNAP receptor activity.
AACGACAGAGAGAGCCUAUGACUUUUCGAUUAGAUCCGUCAUUCGUCAACAACAUUGCUUGGAUCAGAUUCAAAUAUUCAAAUCGGGCAUUUUCUAUUGCCCGAAUCGAAAUGGGUUUUUAAAAUAGUUGCGAGUUUUUGGAAGCAUUGCCAUUUUCAUUAAUUUGGGAAACUUUAUUUGUUGAAAAGAAAUUUGAGCAUGGAUUCAUUAUCUGGGGUGAGCGAAGAACUUGCGGAGAUCGAGGGACAGAUUUCUGAUAUAUUUCGAGCUCUUUCGAAUGGAUUUCAAAAAUUGGAGAAAAUCAAGGACUCCAAUAGGCAGAGCAGGCAAUUGGAAGAGCUAGCGGCCAAGAUGCGUGAAUGUAAGAGGCUUAUUAAAGAAUUUGACAGAGAAUCAAAGGAUUUAGAGUAUAAGAAUGAUUCAGGCACAAACAAGAUGCUGAGUGAGAAAAAGCAAUCAAUGAUUAAAGAGUUGAAUUCGUAUGUGGCUCUCAAAAAACAGUACACGAGCAAUCUUGAUAACAAGCGAGUAAAUCUCUUUGAGGGUCCUGGUGAAGGAUUUGCAGAAGAAAAUGUCUUGCUUGCUUCCGAUAUGACAAAUCAGCAACUAAUGGAUCAGGGAAAUCAGAUGAUGGAUGAGACUGAUCAAGCAAUUGAGAGAUCAAAAAAGGUUGUCCACGAGACUAUUGACGUUGGAACAGAGACUGCUACAGCACUCAAAGCUCAGACUGAACAAAUGAGCAGGAUAGUUAAUGAGCUGGACUCCAUCCAUUUUUCAAUUAAGAAGGCUUCACAGCUGGUCAAGGAAAUUGGUAGGCAGGUUGCAACUGAUCGGUGCAUUAUGGCUCUGCUUUUCCUUAUUGUGGUCGGUGUCUUAGCCAUUAUUAUCGUAAAGAUUGUGAACCCAAAUAACAAAGACAUUCGAGACAUACCAGGACUAGCUCCUCCAGCUCCCAGCCGAAAACUACUUUGGAACCCUAAGUGAAGGGUGCUACAAGCAAAUCACAACACGAGGUUGCCCAUGACAUGCUUUUCUGAUUGAAUAGAUUCUUUUGCUUGCGACGCUACUGGAGGCAUCUGGCUUUACCAAAAAAAUAUAUUUUCUGAAGCCAUCUGUGGGAUUUUGAAUAUGGCAGCUACUGAAUCUGUAUUGCAAUAGAAUGAUUUGUUUUGAGUUUUUAUUCUUCUACUAUGUAUCCUAAAAUGUUUUCCCAUUUGGAUGAGGAGGCAGAGUUGUUGUAUAUGUAAUAUGCAUUGUUGGUUAUUUAUGCAUUAGUUCUUGUACAAA